Molecule: messenger RNA, 678 nt
Organism: Diatraea saccharalis (sugarcane borer)
Lineage: Eukaryota; Metazoa; Arthropoda; Insecta; Lepidoptera; Crambidae
Source: the annotation of a GenBank genome assembly
AUGAAUAAUUUUGUGAGAUUGAACCAAGAGAUAAAGGGCGGUGCGUGGUGUCCGAAAGCGCAGAUCACCACGGAAUCCACGGAGUGGCUGGAGGUGGACCUGCGCACGGUGCACGUGAUCACAGCUGUCGGCACACAGGGCCGGUUCGGCAACAGCCAGGGCCGCGAGUUCGCCGAGGCGUACGUGCUCGAGUACUGGCGGCCGAAACUAGCCAAGUGGGUGCGAUAUCGCACCGCCGAUGGACAGGAGAUCCUGUCUGGCAACACGAAUACGUACUUAGAGAAGAAGAAUCACCUGGAGCCGCCUAUUUGGGCGUCGCGCGUUCGCUACAUACCGUACAGCGCGCACCGGCGCACUGUCUGCAUGCGCGUUGAGGUCUACGGGUGCCCUUGGACUGGUCAGUCUUAUCAUAAUCAUGAGCCUUAUUGAUGUCUUCACUGCUGAGCGACAGCGGCAUUACAGCAUAACUGAAGCCCAGAUUGAUCUGUCAGGUUUAGAGUAGAUCCGCUAUAGAGCCACAGGCCUUCGCUGUUGACAUACAUAGGGAGAACGGGCUAUAAGUACUCAAGGAGUCCAGAGCGAGACUAUUGGGUAUUAACGACUACAGCAUUACUGAUGGAGCCUAAGCCGAAAAGUGUUAUUGGUCUUUGUAGAUAGUCCAUAGUGUAUGACCACUGA